Molecule: messenger RNA, 1857 nt
Organism: Seminavis robusta
Lineage: Eukaryota; Bacillariophyta; Bacillariophyceae; Naviculales; Naviculaceae
Source: the annotation of a GenBank genome assembly
AUGAACACUGCUGAGCCGUUUGGAAGUCACCUUUUGAGAGGCUCUGUGCGUCUUUCGUGCUUCCUCGACGCUUCAAUUCAAGAGUCAAGAGCCGCACAACGACCACGGCCAUCAAGGUUACCCAACUGUGUUCUAGAGAUUGCGCCUCUCCGCCGUCAUCCUUCCAGAUCUGACGAUGAUUUCUCGUCGUAUGCUAAAAGAAUACGGAAAUGGCUGGAUGCAUUGCUGAGGGAAGGAUCCUCUGAACCACCAGAAGAGGAGGAUGUCAGCCCCGAUGCUGCCACUAAGAAAAAAUUGGAACGAAGGAAAAAGCUUCUUGCCGUUUCUUUCUUUGCCGUUGUCUUGACGGCCUAUCUUCGAUUCUCGAAACGCCGUCGAAAUCAUAAUAGCAACAAAGACAAUAAUAAGCAACCGUUCUGGCCGAUUGGUUUGUUACUGGCGUGGUGGAACGGUCCCGAGUAUCUACAAUCGCCGCAAUCAUCGACCAUGUCUCUGCUAUGGAAUGCCGCCCGCGAUGGAGUGAUUCAACGAGCCAUGAUUGGAUCCUCGGCCAUUUUCUUUCAAACCAAACGAACUUCCUCCUCGGCCGAUAUGCAUAGCUUGCAAUGGAAUCGAGCCGUAUUGCCACUCAACAAUAAUGACUCUUUCAAGACGGGUCUUCUCGAGGCAUUGACCAAGGGUGGAUGUACCGAUAUUCAGGCCGUGCCAGAAUCCAUUUGGUCUCGAUUGGCAACCCCCGUCUUGACGGCGUUGCCCUUUGUCUACUUGCUCUUGGUCUAUCGCAUGAUGAAGACUCAUUUUGGAGGUGAAGACAUCAACUCCAAAUUGUUCACCAAUGGAACCCGACGGCUCUCGCUGUGGGGAUUGGUGAUGAAUGGUGGUAGUGGUGACGACGAUAAAGAAGAUCGGACCACCUUUGAAGAUGUGGCUGGAUUGGCUUUGGUUGUCGAAGACAUGAGAGAAGUCGUGUCGUACUUGUCCAAUCCAACGCUCUACAACGCAAUGGGAGCACGGCCUCCCAAAGGAGUCUUUUUGCAUGGUCCACCAGGAAGUGGAAAAACGCUACUGGCACGAGCUAUCGCUGGAGAAGCUCGCUGUGAUAGCUUUACAGCCUUGAGCGGCUCAUCCUUUGUGGAAAUGUACGUUGGGAGGGGCGCCGCACGAGUGCGGUCGCUCUUUGCCAAGGCACGAAGAGAUGCUUUGAACCGUCGAAAACUCAAACAAUCUGCACUCUGGUGGUCCUCCAUGUUGGGAUUUCCUCCGAGUACUACUACUACUAACUCCCAACAACUAGAGGCGCAACGACCCGCCUGUGCCAUUAUUUUCAUUGAUGAAUUCGAUGCCGUGGCCAAGGCGCGAUCCAAAGAUGGAUUUCUGGGCAAUGAUGAACGAGAACAAACACUCAAUCAACUACUCACCGAAAUGGAUGGCUUUGAUUCUGGCUCUUCCAAAAAGAACAGCAACGAUUCCAAAGACGAACAAGUCACGUUGAUUGUGAUUGCCGCCAGCAAUCGUUUGGAUGUCAUUGACGAGGCUGUUUUGCGCCGAUUUGAUCGACAGAUAUUUGUGGGGUACCCCGAUGCACAGGGACGAGAAGAAAUCCUGUUGUUGCAUGCCAAAAAGACAAAGUGCUCACCCAACGUGGACUGGACCCUGCUGGCAUCGGAUACCUACACUGACAAUUUCUCUGGAGCAGAUCUUCAGAAUGUGGUCAAUCAUGGAGCUUUGAAUGCCAUUCGAGAAAAGCGUGACGUCGUGGAGCAAUCGCAUCUGGUUCAGGCUGCGCAGCGGAUCCAACAGCAAAAAGCCAAAGUGGGACGACAGUCCAUGCCAUCUUUCUUGACGUUGAUCGACUAG